Molecule: messenger RNA, 1296 nt
Organism: Limulus polyphemus (Atlantic horseshoe crab)
Lineage: Eukaryota; Metazoa; Arthropoda; Merostomata; Xiphosura; Limulidae
Product: jmjC domain-containing protein 7-like
Exons: 9
Coding region: 69-1034 (321 amino acids)
Molecular function (GO): 2-oxoglutarate-dependent dioxygenase activity
Source: RefSeq, a predicted model, not a curated record
GGGACAAGUAGACACUGAAAGCAAAGUGAGAAACAUAAAUCUAAUGUAACUUAUGUGUAUUUAAUAAAAUGAAUAAAAAUAUUGCGUCUAAAGAUGUACUUGAAAGUUUUGAAAAACUAUCUAAAGAUUUUCUAGAACUAAGCGUAAGUAGUGAAGUGGCAUCUGUUGAAAGUUCACCAACACCAUUAGAGUUUCUAAAGAAAUGGGUAAUGCCAAAUGUCCCUGUCAUAUUUCGUCAAGCAGUAACACACUGGCCUGCUCUUAAAAAAUGGACUAACCAAUACCUGAGAGAUAAGAUAGGGCAGAAAGAGGUGACAGUAGCAGUAACUCCAACUGGUUAUGCAGAUGCUGUAUGUGAUGGAUAUUUUGUAAUGCCUGAAGAAAGAAAGAUGACAAUGAACUCAUUUAUUAAUAUAUUAGAAGGGCAUGGACAAGACAAUUACAUAUACUAUAUACAAAAACAAAACUCAAAUCUCACAGAAGAGUUUGAAGAGUUAGUUUCUGAUGUCGCAACUGAAUUACCUUGGGCAACCAAUGCAUUUGGUGUGGAGCCUGAUGCAGUCAACUUCUGGAUGGGAGACAAAAGAGCUGUUACUUCAAUGCACAAAGACCAUUAUGAGAACAUAUACUGUGUUGUUCGAGGCCAGAAAGACUUUAUUUUGAUCCCACCAACAGAUCUUCCGUGGAUUCCUUAUGAAAAUUUCCAAGCUGCAGUGUAUAAAACUGCUGACAGUGGUCAAUUUCACAUCGAAAAGGAUGAAUCAGUUGGUGUUGUCCCGUGGAUACCAGUUGACCCUGAGCAGCCUGAUUAUCAGUGCUAUCCCAAGUUCCAGAGAGCCACAAAAUUGCGGUGCACUGUACAAGAAGGAGAUGCUCUUUACUUGCCUUCUUUAUGGUUCCAUCACGUAAGACAGUCACAUGGUUGUAUAGCAGUAAACUUCUGGUAUGACAUGGACUUUGAUGUCAAAUAUGCUUAUUUCAAAUUCCUGGAGAGACUUUCAAAUCUUGUUUUUCCAUUAGAUCCCACCUCUUAGUGAUAGAUAAUGCCCGAAAGGUUCAUGGAAUGAGUGCUGAACACAGUGCAUCAGUUUAUUGCACCCCACCCACCUGGAGUGUUUCUUUCAUGAAUUAUUGCAGUUCUGUCUUGGAGUUACUGAUGCUCACCAUCCAGAGCUUCCAGAAACUUUUCCUGGAUAGCAUAUGGUAUCACCUUAUGUCUGUAGUGAAAACAAAAUAAAUUAGUCAUUAUGAAAAAUUAUAAAUUAACUUCUUCUUUUUUUGUAUUUACAAAUCAAA